AUGGGCGCUGAGGAUGCGAAGGAAGUCAAGUCGAAGAAGGGCGGGAAGGCCGAUGUAGCCGCGAAGGAGACGAGCAAAGAGGUCAGCAAGGAAGCCAGCAAGGAGACGAGCAAGGAGGUCAGCAAGGAGGCAAGCAAGGAGGCCGGAAAGGAGAAAGAAGAGUCCAAGGCGCCACCAAAGGAAGAGCACAAGGAACGGCCGGAAAAACCCGCGAAAGAACCAAAAGUGGUCGAUCGGACCCAGGCAAAGACCGAGGAGGCCCCUCUGGACAAACCAGCUGAACCGCGCGCUACUGUCAAAGUUGGCAAUGCUUUGAUCACCAUCACGAAGGAAGAAAAAUCAAGCGAGGGACCUCCCGCGCCUGCCAAGGCGGCCAAAAAGGAAAUCCCGCCGCCGCUGUCGGCCGAUGACUUGGCAAAGCUAUUGCCGAUCCUUAAAAAGAAGGCGGAUGAAGCCACGAAAGCAUUGGACCUGCGAGCCUUCAUCCAGAAACAUCUCCGCGAUGGCAGCAUGAAACAAGAAUACACACUGCCUGAGCUGAACGCCAUUCUUGACAGGGCCAAGUACGCGUUUCUCUCCAGUUCUCCGCUGCUCGAGCUGCGGGCCCCGGUCAACAUCUGUGGUGACAUCCACGGCCAAUACGGCGAUCUCUUCCGGAUCUUCAACUCGAUCCAGCGGCCCAUCACCAUCGCUCGCGGGCUGGCCCAGGAUUUAUUGUGGGCCGAUCCGGAGAGUGGCACCAAAGGAUUCCAGAUGAACAAGAUCCGGGCCGUGUCCCAUGUAUUUGGAGAAGACGCCGUCGCCGCCAAGUGCAAAGAGCUAGACAUCGACCUUGUCAUCCGCGCUCACCAGGUCGUCGAAUACGGUUACGCCUUUUUCGCCGACCGGAAGCUGAUCACGGUCUUCUCGGCGUCUCGUUAUCAUGAGGAUCUCUGGAACUGGGCUGCUGUCGUCAAAGUCAACGAAAAUCUGGAAAUCUCGUUUCAUCAAUUGAAGCCCGAGGAGUUUGAAACGUAUCGGAAAGAGAAAGCCCAAGCCGUCGCGCACACCGGCGACAACCAGGACGAUGACGACGAUCCGCCGAAG
Molecule: messenger RNA, 1086 nt
Organism: Mesorhabditis spiculigera
Lineage: Eukaryota; Metazoa; Nematoda; Chromadorea; Rhabditida; Rhabditidae
Source: the annotation of a GenBank genome assembly